AGACGUCACGUAACAUCUCGCGAGAUUGAAAUACGCGCUGUUGCCACGUAACUUCGCCAUUUUACAGUGUGUUGAUUUUACUUAGGAAUUAAUACCUCUUAAAACUAUUUUCAAAUAAAAGUGUUAGCGCAAUAAAGUGCAACUGCCUAGCGCGAAAUCUAUUUCAAAUCUCGUUGUAAAGUCAUGUCCGAUUGCGACACCAUUGAGACGCUGAGCGGGAAGCCACGACUUCUCCCGGCUAAACACGACAUCCUCUACUCGAAGGCCCGCUUUGUGCUCAACCAACGAUAUAUCAAGCGGCCCUGGUUCAACCUGAAUCCGUUUCUCGAGAAAACGGAUGAGACCAUCGACCUCGAAAACUUCAUACCCGAGGAGAGCAAGUACAUUCAGCGACUCGAGUCCCUCGUGCUCUGCGAGACCUUCACAUCUGAGCUACCCGUCGACACGCGCGAGAUUGCAAUCGGCGAGUUUUUCACCUACUUGUACUCGGGCGCCUGGAACCAUGGAUGCUCCAUCCGGGUACUAGAGGGUCAGCUGCUGGAUGAAUUGCUAUUGGGAUUGUACCGCCUGGAGCGACAGGGCGCCGCUGUGCGGCACACCACGCACGCCAUCGCCAGGAACAACCGUCUGCGCACCGGCAUUUACAAGCACUCAGUUAAGAAGGAGCAUGGAAGUAUCGCGGAAACUCUGUUGCUAGAGUUCGCCUACUUCGGACAGCUCUCUAAGGACCGACCCAAUCCUAAAACCAUUGACCCGUUCGAAUACCUGCACAAGUCUGUCGUGGUCGAAAGAGAGCCGGUGGAUGAGGAGCCUGCAGCGGAAAUGCCAUCCUCUACCGCGGUCCAACCGAAACUUACUGCCAUCCCAAAAAUGCGGAAUAGAGCGUUGAGUCUGGCUAGCCCGGAAAGGAUUCGAACUGUCAACCUGAGCGCCCCCGUGGAGGAGACUACAAAGUCAUUCUGGGGCACGAAAGGCUCACUCAUGUCCAAACCCUUGCAGGCGAUCACAGUCGUCAAUUCAUUUAAAAGCAGUCGACAAUCUGCACCAGAGAAAGACCCGACAAUCGCCCAUGGUAAACGGCAGUCGAUCGCUCUUGCGCCAAGCGCGUUUCCGCAACUGAGCUUUGAGAAAUGCAACCAUGACAAACGUCAGUCGAUCUCCGCUCCGCAAAGCGCGUUCCAGCAAUUAAGUUUUGCGAAAUACAACCAUGAAAAAAGGCAUUCUGUUGCGACGGCAUCCAUCGGGUUCGACAAACGCAUGUCAUUUCAAUCACCCAUAAGCGGCUUGGGGUCAAUCAUUGACAACCGGAAGGACCCUUCUGUAGAUCGAGUGAAGAAAAAAGCUUCAUCGCCUGAUUUCGACGAAGAUGACGAAGAUUGUUAUGUUGAAAAAGAUGUCGAUGAUCUACUUACGCCAACUGAACAAGCCGACCGCGACAACUUUUUUGGUGAAGAAUUGUAUCUGUCGGACAAAAGAUUACAUGGCGACAAACAAACAAAGAACAUGGACACUAAACAAAUCUUGCGAUUGAAGAAAAAAAGAACUCAAGGCGCGUCGAUUGAAGCGAAAGAGGCAAUAAAACGGGAAAGCACGAGAUGCAAACCCGUCACGUUACCGCCCAUGCCUCCCCGUGACCCAAUUCAUACCCCAAGCCUCAGCAAUUUGAAGCACGAGACCAUCAAACUUCCUGAGAAGAUGCCCACACUGGAAGAGUUCAUAGAGCUCCUGAAAGAUGACGAGUACUAUGACCCCAGGUACAGAAACAAAAUGCGGCUCAAAGGACGAAAAAUCGCGCAAAGAUACUACAUUGCCAAAGGCAUGCAUCGCACCUCCGUACUGUUCAGUCUCGCUAAUAUGCCUGAUGAAAUAAAGAACAUCGGCCUGAGGAAAUAUAGUAGAACAGGACCGGACAUAUUUACGAGAACAUAUCACCACAGCAAAACAAAUAUAGCUCGGCUUCCCAAACUCGAAGAAAGUGAAAGCGGACAUUGCCUAGCAUCGCAAUCGAUGACCGUAACUUCCGAACAUCCUGUACCAAGAGUGUCUCGGAGCCGUGGGGCUCUGGAAGUACUCGGUGUGACGGACUCGGUGCCAUGCAAGGACUUCUACAGAGAGUUUAGGGAAACACCAGAGACGCAUGAGAUCAAAGGAAGUUCCGAGAAGAUGAAAGGGUGUGGAUCGAAACUGCGCACUGGGCCUUCCAGUGCUACGUCACUAAUUUCAUCCAGCCCCCAUCGGGUGAAAAAUCAACCAGAAGACAAACUAAAUAGCCCCGUGAAGUUCCCUAAAAUCGCCAUCACGACCGACGAAUGCGAAGAUGAAGCGGAUGGCCCAUCGGAAGAAGAAGAGGAAGAGAUCGAAGAGGAGUACGCAUUCAACACUCGCAAGCUCAAACUUAGUUAUAGUGUGGAAAGACUUCGCAAAAGGCGCAAAAGCAAGAAGCCAAAAAAGCAGGCGUUCAUCGAGAUUCUCGCCAAGUACUACAAGCUGCACAACGCGCUGAGACUCUUCCGGAAGGGGUCGGCAACCGGCGAAGUGAAGCGGGCGAAAAUCAGGGCCAAAAAGAUAGGGCAGACUGAGGAAGAGAAGAAAAAUGAAGCGGAAAUGGUAAUUGGACGACUAAGGCAGUUCGACUUCAAUAUUGACACCGACGCUUCAAGACCACACCGGAAGUUGAAUCUUGACAACGUGUCACGUGCUGACUUCAGCCGCCCAGAUCUGCAGGACUUCCACGUGCAGCUGAAACGCGCGCUGGGCGAUUUCGUCGUUCGUCGAGAAAUAGUAGUGUCCGAUCUUCAGACGUUCUACAAGGCAACGACCUCUGUCACGUUUUCCAAACCAUCGUGCUUUAAGGAAAAUAAUACUAACUAAAUAUGGUGGAAACUUGCGUGAAAUAGUGUUAAUGUGCCAUUUAAAUAAAACAUAAGAAUGUGAA
This is a messenger RNA of Dreissena polymorpha, 2935 nucleotides long. RefSeq lists its product as uncharacterized. NCBI's taxonomy places the organism in Eukaryota, Metazoa, Mollusca, Bivalvia, Myida, Dreissenidae. The record is from RefSeq and is a predicted model, not a curated record.